GACUGCCAAGAAAAGGAAAAGACAUACGAAAAGAAGGUACAAAGCAAGAUGUACACUGGAAGGCUGAAAUGCACAAACAAUUAGGCAUCAAAUAAAAACUUCCUGGGACUUAACAACUGCAUGCUUUCAAAAACAUGACCUCAAAAAAUGGAUAUUGAAAUUCAGCAACAGCACUUUGAGUUGCUGUCUACAGAGGGUCAGAGAGCUCUCGGAUUUCAUCAAAAAUAUCUUAAUCUGUGUUCCGAAGAUGACAAAAAGUCUUAUGGGUUUGAAAUCACAUGAAGUUCACAAGGAAAGAUCUUGUUUAUGGAAGCUUUUUACUGGGCUGUGUCUACUGGUAGUCUUGUUUUUUCUGGUUUUGUCUUUUAUGGGAGAAGAAAGAGAGAAACGCCCUCUACCCAGCUUUUUGUCUCUGCACUCAGUAGAACACAGUUGCCACAACUCUUCAAACGCCAGGUCUCCUGCAGGAAUCAACUUUCAUACACAAAUAAGCUCUUUCUACUCUGAAUUAGGAAUCAGUUUAGAUGCCUACUCUAGGUUACAGCAGGCUGUUUACUGGGAAGAACCUGACAGAUCAAUCACAAGUGUGUCCAUGAGUACUAGUCCAGCCCACACCACUUUCAUCAUAGAGAACCUGAAAGAGAGCUACCAAAUUGGUGAGGAGCUUUUUGUAACAGUACACGCGAAGGACUCUGACAACAAAUUCAAGCAUUAUGGAGGUGACUUUUUUCAGGCCAAGCUGUUCUGGUCUAAAUCUAAGGCCAGUGUGUUUGGGGAGGUGCUGGACCUGUGCAAUGGCUCCUACCGUGUGCGUUUCCUCCUGCCGUGGGUCGGUGAAGCUCAGGUGGCUGUGCGUCUGAUUCACUCCAGUGAAGCUGUGGAGGUCCUGAAGCGUCACAGAGAAACUGACUCUGACAGAGUGUACUUUAAUGGAUAUUAUGAGGGACCAGGACCAGAUAAGACCAGACUGAGUGAAACGGUAAAGUGUAAUGUGAAGUGGGACAAGAAUGGACUAGAGAGCAUAAGAACUGGAGACUGUUGCUGUGAAUACAACGAUCCCCGUUCUGGAGAAACAUGGCGCUGCCAGAGACCCAAAUCACUGCCAUGCAGUGCCCUUGUGUACCACUCUAUGGGUGGUUAUACAGACAGUUUGACUUUUAAAGACAAGAUGCUUAUGAAGCAAACUAACAAAGAUAUCAGUGGCGACAAGAGCAUCAUCAAAAUUGUUCCUUCCCAUGGAAAUACAAAUAUUGAUGUAACAGAGAAAUGUCAUCCUGGUUUACACACUCCAGUUCCGGCCGGCUUUUACCUGAAUGAUGUGUGGACUUCUUUUGUCUGUAGAACCCGCCAUUUUACAACCCAAAAGAUAACAGAGUGCCUGAAAGACAAAGACAUCUACAUGAUGGGAGACUCAACUCUGAGACAGUGGUUUGAGUUCUUUGUGAAUGAACUACCAGUGCUGAAGCAGAUGAAUCUGCAUGUCCAAUAUCAGUCAGGACCACUCCUAGCAGUGGAUGUGGAGAACAACAUUGACUUACACUGGAGAGCUCACGGUGUUCCUCUGCGCACUCGAAAAACAGCAUUUGCCGAUCUGCACUACAUCAGUAAUGAGAUCGAUGACCUGGCUGGAGGACCCCACAUGGUCAUUGUAUUCAAUCUGGGGCCUCAUUUCACCACUUACCCUCUGGAUUUCUUCACCCAAAGAGUGUUAAGGAUCCGCAAAGCUGUUCUAGCACUGUUACAGCGGGCACCUGAAACUACAGUUAUAAUCAAGACUGUCAACACUGGCAGAAAGGAUAUUUUUGGCAGUGACUGGUAUUCUCUUCAGUUGGACAGAAUUCUGCAGUGGGCUUUUCAGGAUGUUGGUGUUUAUAUUCUGGAUGUGUGGCAAAUGACUGCCUGUCACUACAACGAUGAAGACAUCCAUCCAGGCCCUGUCAUCAUCAAAAAUGAGAUUGACAUUUUACUCUCUUUUAUUUGCCCCAAAUGAAUUUAAAUGACUAAAUUUUACUACAUUUGAAAAUCCAGGUCAUGUGUAAAAAACUUGAAAUACUGUGUGACAGUGUUUAAAGUUUAAAGUUGUUUUAUUAAUAAAGAUCAUGAAGAGGAUGCUAAGAUAAUCAUCCAACACAGCACACAUGGAUAGGGUGACCAUAUGAGCCAUUUUUCCAGGACGCGUACUUUGGUGCCUUAUAAUGAUCAGUGCACAGCGACGCUUCAAGUUGAAUGAACGAAUAAACACCUAACAUGUACGUGUAUUUGCAUUGCUCUGAUCGUUCUCUGUAGAUCUCACCUUCUCACACACCACGAUUGGUUGAUUAUGUACCAUACCUGCAUGUUAUUGGUCAAACUACUUUGGAUGUUUUAGGCAAUAUAGAAAUCCUGGCAAGGAUGCGUCCUGGGAAAAUGGCUCAUAUGGUCACCCUACACGUGGAGCACAUUGUUGUUUUAGUAAUGACAUUUAUAUAGAAGCCUCUUUCUGCCACAUAAAAAUGCUAAAUUAUCAUAUAAGAAGUCAAAUUAUGACAACCAUAAUCAUCAAAUUAAAAGUCAAAGUAAUGAAAUACUAAGUCAAAAUAGCCUUAAACUGGAAUUUGGUGUCCUACUGGUGUUAUUUACUUGCAUGUCAAUUUCUAGAGAACCAAGAAGUUGUGCAGACCUCAAGAAUAGAAAACAUAUCAACUGGCCGCUUUGAACAUUUCAUCUUGCAGAUGCAUUGCAUGCUGCUCAGGCCUCAGCUGUAAUAUGCAAUGUUUUAUUUUUGUGUACCUGAGAUCUAUCAGAUCGCCUAUGUUUCAGUUCUCUAAAACUUCAGUAACGUUUUUGUGGUUACCACUUUGCUGAAAAUAAUAGUAGUUGUUGCAUGCAGGAAUGUUCUCUGAUUGGACCAAUGAUCAUACACAGAUUCUGUAAAUGAUGUGUCUCUUUCUAUAACUUGCAAAUUUAAUGAAUCGGUAAGACUUGUCAUUGGCAUUAGCACAGUUCUUACUUAAUGAGAGCAACAGUGUUUUGUUUCCUGUAGCCACCCACAUCUUACCCAAUGCAGCUAUACAGAAAAAUGUGUUGCUCAGAAAAGAAAUCCACCCACCGGCCCAAAAAAGCAGAAUCAAGCGGCCAGGUCGAAGGUUUAAUACGUGUUUGGUCUUUUAUUUGCACUUUUGAAUUGAUAAGGAUUUAGUUUAAAUUUUAGUCUAGCUCCAUGUUCAAUCAGGCUCCAAUUUCAAGUGAUCAGUUAUUAAUUAGAAAUAUUACCUAAAUUUAAUGAUCACAAAUAUUUAUUGUAUAUUAAUUUAGAUAUUUGAUUGUUCCGGACUCACUAUACUUUCAAUUAUAAUUACUAUACUUUCAUAAAUGAGCGAGGAGAGAGGUGUUGUUUACUUUUUUUUGAGAUUUCUUCUCCAGUUAAGUUUUAGUGUUUUAUUGCAUGGCAUCUGUUUUGUGUGAGUUCCUGAGGAGUUAAUUUCAUGAGGAGAUCAUUUCACUCCUUGCAGAGACCACAUAUAGGUGCAAGACAAACGAUCAAAACCAAAACAAAACACCAUGUGUACAUGAAAUGCAGACAUAUACAAAAACACACACACACCGAAGAACAGGGUGAUCAGACAGCGGACAUAACAAGACCCCCCCCCCUCCGACGGACGCCACCUGGCGCUACAGGAAGGGGCUCACCUCGUCACCGGUAGAAGUCCUCGACCAGUGUCUGAUCCAAGAUGUCCCGGGCCGGAACCCAGCUCCUCUCCUCUGGGCCAUAGCCCUCCCAGUCCAAAAGAUAUUGAAAGCCCCGACCCCUACAUCGGACAUCUAGCAACUUCCGCACCAUAUAGACCGGGGAGCCAUCCACUAGAUGGGGGGGGGGGGGGGGGGGGCAGAGGGAACAAGAGGGAAAUGGAACACCGGUUUAACCCUAGAAACAUGGAAAAAAGGGUGCACCCAACCAAGCGUGGUAGGGAGCUUGAGCUGCACCACUGUCGGACUCAGGACCUUGGUGAUCCGGUAUGGGCCAAUGAACCUGGGUGCCAACUUGUGUGAGGCUACCCUGAGAGGCAGGUCCUUGGUGGAGAGCCACACCUUAUGAUUUGGUCCGACUAUUAGCCUGGGUCAAGGCCUCCUUAGCCCUCUUGCAGGUGCAUCGACACCUUUGGACAAAAGCCAAAGCAGACGGGACUGCAACUUUGGGUUCCAAUGUGGGAUACAAGGGAGGUUGAUA
Molecule: messenger RNA, 4207 nt
Organism: Carassius gibelio (silver crucian carp)
Lineage: Eukaryota; Metazoa; Chordata; Actinopteri; Cypriniformes; Cyprinidae
Product: NXPE family member 3
Exons: 9
Coding region: 248-1990 (580 amino acids)
Source: RefSeq, a predicted model, not a curated record